This is a messenger RNA of Pundamilia nyererei, 2748 nucleotides long. RefSeq names its product endophilin-A1-like. Gene Ontology annotation, molecular function: protein binding. The transcript is spliced from 9 exons. Gene Ontology annotation, biological process: synaptic vesicle uncoating. NCBI's taxonomy places the organism in Eukaryota, Metazoa, Chordata, Actinopteri, Cichliformes, Cichlidae. The record is from RefSeq and is a predicted model, not a curated record. Gene Ontology annotation, cellular component: glutamatergic synapse; presynapse; cytoplasm. Bases 262 to 1317 code for a protein of 351 amino acids.
UUCCUCCUCUCCUCCUCUCUCUCUCUCUGACUGAAAAUAGAUCCAGCUGGGUUAGGCUUUGGCGAUCAGCGGCUCGCGUUUCCACCACAUUUUCCUCCACAAUAAGCGGACAGUAACGACUUUAAAGCGAACCGGAGGAUUUACCGCCGUCUCUUCGGGCUCCACCUCGCUCCCGUCCCAGGCUCCGUGCUGUCCGUGCAGCUUUCACAUAAAUAUUUCACACACCGUUUCGCUGUGGUUGCUGCCUCCGCCGCUGAAGUGAUGUCUGUCGCGGGGUUGAAGAAGCAGUUCCAUAAAGCCACCCAGAAAGUCAGCGAGAAGGUUGGAGGGGCGGAAGGAACCAAGCUAGAUGAUGACUUUAAAGAAAUGGAGAAGAAGGUGGACGUCACCAGCAGAGCAGUGUUGGACAUCAUGACCAAAACUACAGAGUACCUUCAGCCUAACCCAGCAUCAAGAGCCAAGCUGAGUAUGAUCAACACCAUGUCAAAGAUCCGUGGGCAGGAAAAAGGACCUGGUUAUCCGCAGGCUGAGACCGUCCUAGGAGAUGCCAUGUUGAAGUUUGGACGGGAGUUAGGAGAGGAGUCCAGCUUUGGCUUGGCCCUCAUGGAUGCUGGUGAGGCGAUGAAGGAACUCGGGGAGGUGAAAGAUGCUCUGGACAUGGAGGUUAAACAGAACUUUAUUGAUCCACUGCAGAAUCUUCAUGAUAAAGACCUCAAAGAGAUACAGCAUCAUUUGAAGAAGAUGGAAGGCCGACGUCUGGACUUCGACUACAAGAAGAAGCGUCAGGGGAAAGUCCAGGAUGACGAAAUCAAACAGGCACUGGAGAAGUUUGAUGAGAGCAAAGAGAUCGCAGAGCAGAGCAUGUUUAACCUACUGGAGAGCGACAUAGAGCAGGUGAGCCAGCUCUCAGCAUUGGUCCAAGCUCAGUUUGAAUACCACAGUCGUGCCUCUGAAAUCCUCCAACAGCUCUCCAGGAAGAUGGAGGACAGGAUAAAAGAAGUGUCCAGUAAACCGAGGAAGGAGUACACUCCAAAACCCAGAAUGACACUGGAGCUGCUGCCACCCAGCGAAAGCCACAAUGGAGGGAUACACUCUGCCAAAUCCCCAGGAAGAUCACCAGCCCCUAUGGACCAGCCAUGUUGUCGAGCGCUCUACGACUUUGAACCAGAGAAUGAAGGUGAGCUGGGCUUCAAAGAGGGGGAUGUCAUCACCCUGACCAAUCAGAUCGAUGACAACUGGUACGAGGGUAUGAUCAACGGCCAGUCGGGCUUCUUCCCCAUCAAUUAUGUGGAUAUUCUGGUGCCGCUCCCUCAUUAGGUCCUGUUACCAACCUUCCGCUUCCCCUCGACCAAUCCAGACACCCAGAAAACAGCCUGUAUUUGCAUAAACAACAAACCACGCCCUCCUUCUACUUCUUCUUCUUCUGUGCUUCUGUGCGAUUCUGCUUUCACAAAAUGGACUGAAACGAGAGAGAAGCCCGAGAUGGGAUACAUAAGAUGCGGCAGUAGAACAGCGAUUAGAGUAGAAGAAGAAAGGGAGAGGAGGAUUAUAGCGUGAGAGCUGCAUAAGCAAGGGACUGAAAGAGAUGAAAAGACAAAGAGAUGAUGUUCUUUUAUAGCGCAGUGCUUGGCCGGGCAGCACAGAAUACUGUGAGGUUAUGGAGACUUGCGAAUAAGGCACGGUGUAUAUGUACGUGCAUGUAUGUGUCUGUAUGUGCGUUUUGACCUGUUCUUACUGUAUUUAUGAUCAAGCCAGCACAAAUUCCUGCUUGUCGGUUUAGCUGCCUGACAGCUUUUUUGUGAGACUGUCUUCUUUCUUCUUUUCUUGCUGUAUUUCUCUAAAAGUAACUGUUCUUUCUACCUUAACUUGCCUUCUUGUGCUCUUUUUCAUACCUAGAUUUUUCAGAAACUGUCACAGUUUUACCAGCUGUCUAUCUUUGUUACUUUCUCUUGUCUUGUUAUUUUCUUUCAUUGGGUAGCACUACCUUUUAGAAAGGCUCCAUAGUCCAGAUUGUAGACCAUCAAAAUAACAACCCAGAGCCACAGAUCCAUAGAGUUUACGAUUUAGGUAUAUUUCAACCUCUUUCUAGCUCUUUUUGUAACACCCUCUGCCUUUGCUGACACUGCAUAGCAUUUCAAUUCAGUGGCUGAAUGCAUGAUCCAGCCAAAAAAAGAUUGACUGUGUUGAAGUAAGCUUGGUCUUGCUAGAAUGGAAAAGAGAACAUUUAUCCACUUGUUUUUAAACCCAUUUAUCUUGUAAAAUGGAACUUUUAGGAGGGUUUUGAGGCUUGAGGAUCAAGAAACUCAUUCAACACAUCACUAAGCAGGAGUUCAAGUGAUGAAAAGGAGAAGUUUGGGUUACUCUUUUUACCAAGCAGCACUGAUUUGCCAUCACAGCCACAGAUGAAUGUGUUGAACAGAGCCUUGUUUGUUUUUGUUUUUUAUUUGAUACACAUUUGAACAUUCCAGUAUGCAUAGUGAGAAAGAAGUCUGUUUGUUUUUUCCUUUCUAUAUACUGUGGUUUCCUUGUACUCUGUGGAGUAGGAGCUUGCUGAUUUGUCUAAAUAUGUGGCUUUUGCAUGCAUGACUGUGUGUGGCUAGAUGGCUUAAAAAACAGCAAUUUUAGAUUUCUUCAGAUUUUCAAUAACUCGUGCUCAGAAACAUAAUUAAGUUUGGGAGGUGAUACUCCCUUGCCAAAAGGCACGUCAGUAGGACAUGUAGUAGCUGAUGAACAGUUACAACUAGUGCU